UUGCGAUUAUGAAUUUUCAUCUUAAAGAAAAGCCAUUAUCGCACUUAUACGUGACUUCAUGUGUACGUGCGCUGCAAUUGUAUCCGAAGCAGGACAUUCUGAGUGCGGGACAUAUUAUUACAUAUAACAAGCAAUUAAUUGAUCGCGUAUUACUAAGUUUAAACCCAACAGAGGCGAGAAUUCAUGUAAUCUGGGAAAAAUAUGAAUGUGCAACGACUCAGAUUAAACAUUGCUCUUACACUAAUUACAAAAGGAUACAUAUGCCGCGCACUGUAUUUAGUUUAUCACGGGCUACUAACGAUCCUCUCGAUAUAGAAUUCAAGUUAUUUUCUCGAAAUGAAUAUAUAGCAAAGAGUUAUGUCAAACCGAUUAACAUCGAGUUAAUAGAUAAUCCACGAUUUGUAUCACGAGAGUACACAACACUCUGGUUAAAAACAAGUAACAAAUUUAUUGUUCCUCAGGCUGAAAUGAUAUUUCUUUUCUCCAGCGAAUUCAGCCUUGUGGAUGCCGCUACUUUCAAUUUAAUUUAUAUGUAUACUCGUCUAGUAAGCCUUUCCCUCAAUAAGUAUUCAUACGGUGCUCGAAUGGCCAAUUUAAAAUGGAAGAUUCAUACCAAUAAACGUGGAAUUCAAACAUAUAUAAAUAAUAUGUCUAAAGAGCAGUUUGAGAAACAUAAGGAAGCGUUGAUUGAAAAGUAUUGUCAGGAACCUACAACGUUGAGUUCGGUAGCUGCUGCUUGUUGGGAUGAGAUUUAUAAUAAUAUAUAUUGCUUCAAACGACGAUCUUUUAACGUGAUGCACUUAGAGUCCAUGCAACAGGAUCAAUUCACUAAUCUUUAUAAGAGCAUGCUACUUAACGAAAGAAAAAUAUCGGUACAUGUGAUAUCUACGCAAAAUGAUGUUUCACGAUUACCAUAUAAUAUACUAUUUCAUGGAAGUCAACUAAAAUUAAUAGCUAAUGGCAAUGCUAAUAUCAUUAAUAAUGACAAAACUGGCUAUACAACGUCUAUGAAGAAAGUUACAGUAAUGGACAACAUCAUGAUUUUUCAAAAAUUUCACUGUCUUGAAGAGGAACAAAAAAAAAUUAAUCUUUGA
Dinoponera quadriceps is the source of this 1094-nucleotide messenger RNA. RefSeq names its product insulin-degrading enzyme-like. The transcript has 5 exons. The record is from RefSeq and is a predicted model, not a curated record. Lineage: Eukaryota; Metazoa; Arthropoda; Insecta; Hymenoptera; Formicidae. Bases 9 to 1094 code for a protein of 361 amino acids. Gene Ontology annotation, molecular function: metal ion binding.